UUCAUAAGGCACUUUGACACGCCGCUGCAUUCCCGAGCUCUGAUACCCCCUGAGUGUAUGAGGGACAUACUGACACACACUUGGCACUCAGAGUGUCUGAGGCGAACCAAGCACACAACAGCUGCCCUAGAAUGAGCUGACCCUCUUUAGACAUGAGUAAACCACUGAAUUGACUGUCGGCAGUUACUCUCCUAUUACUCGGCUUUACUUCCCCCGAGCAUCUUUACUCCCGUUUCCUGCUCUCUCCUUCACACACGCUUUAUUGUUUUAUUGUUUACUGUUAUAACCCUGGAACACAGCCAACUCUACUGAACAUCACAGCCCUCUGUUUUGAACACCACAUCUCUCUGUUGUACGAUAAUCCUGGAACACAGCCAUCUCUACUGAACACCACGGCCCUCUCUGCUGAACACUGAUUCCUGCACCAUGACCCUGCACUGACUCUUCUCAGAUAGUUGCCACAUCCUGAACACUAACUCAGAUUACAUGUGGUUGUUAGUCUCCCUGCUCAUAUGCAAUAGAGGGUGAUGCUGCAAGAGGCUGCACCCUUAUAAAGCUGGACAGGAAUAGCACAAGAACCUUCCUACAGCCCCACUCUUUAUACCUCUCCCCUUCCCCUCUCUCUGAGAGGUUCAGCCAAUGGCAGCCAUUGUGCUCAGAUCCCACCGCUGGCUGUCAGACUUGGUUAGCUCUCAUAGUCGGGGGUGUCAAACCACGCUAAGAAAAGCCCCAUGCACACGCUAUAUCAGUAUGUUAUUGUGAAAAAUGUCAGGAAGUAAAAGACAUAAAAUGUAAAAAAAAACAGUAAAAUGAAAUAAUGCGGUUUGGGAGAGAAGACGCAGACCGUAUAAAAGCUGGCCAGGGUUGGCGUGCGCGCGGGCAUCUCAGCGGGGCGCUGGGCAUGACCCAGCCGCUCACACGCACACGCUCUCUGCCGCGGCUCGUGUGCGUGACCCCGGCUCGUUUUCACUUUAUGCGCUUUUCUAUAUAAAACAGAGGCUGCCCCCGCAGAGCUGGCUGGGCAGUGUACUGCGUGUGGUCGUAAACACAAACGGGGGGGGGGUGGGAGCGCAGACGGUGCACGUCUACACGCACGCGAGCUCGGCAGCACACGACGGCAGAUACCGGCUGUCGCCCUCAUCUUCGCGGACAGGGCUGAAGGCAACAGGAAGUGGUUGUUCAUAAGAAUAUUCACUAGUAUUAUGAAGCAGAAUACAAUGGAAACAGUAAACAUGUAAUUGGUGAGUCAAAGCAUGAAUUCACUGAGCCAUUUUGAAACUGUGGUGUCCAGGAAGAUUUUAAAGUUUCCGUGUCACAGUCUUACACGACUAUAUAUCAUUAAAUUUAGCAGAAACCGCAAAGUUUCAAGCAGAUCCAAAACCGUAGUGCCUGGAAGACUUCUCUAUGCUGACAUGUAUCACACGGAGGUGAUACAGGAGGGAAAAUGCCAUGAAGCUGAAUUUUUCCCAGUCAUACUACUGCAGCCAUAUUUUAAAGAUCUGUAGACAUCAAAGGAAAUAUAUUAGCCAGACGGAAUUUGUAGCUUCACGUGAAGGAAAAUGAUUGGUGACAUAAAAGGUCACAAUUUCAGUCCUGCUCCAUUCCCUAAAGGAAGCGUCAGCACCUGAAGGGGGCGACGUGUGGAUUAUGUCCAGUGAGCAUCUCCUUCACUAGCGGGCAUGAUCAUGAAACACAGCCUAUUAUGAACUUUACAGAUUGGCAUGCUGUGGUCUAAACACAUUCAAAUGCAAUAAUAUCAAAUAAAUAUUGUAAUCAAAUGACUCAACAAUAAAAAAAAGAGAGAGUAGUCUUCGAUAAUUAAGCAGAGAAACACCUCUUCUCUGAAUCAGCAGGCCGGCAGACAGGGCAGAGGCAGUGUGCUGUAUUUUUAGAUCUGGGCUGCUAAAACCUGCCAGGGUGACCUGUACAGCACGAAAGGACAUGAAUUCUAAGCUAUAAGAUUUACCAGACAUCCUGUUAUACCUCCUUUUGAGGGCAGAAAAGGGUUCUGCACUGUCAAAAUGCACAGAUAGUGCAUCUAACCGGCACGGCGGUGUGUUCUGCAUUUUUUGGUGACCUUUUCACCCUUUUUAAUCCCAAAUUCUGUUUAGUCAACAAGCACAAUUGUUUGCUAAGGAAAACAAAUUCUCUUGGAUGCCAGGGACCAAAAUAGCACAGACCAGCAUCCACCAUGACAUUCAAUACAUUGUCACAGCUUGAGACAUGUGGCAAAGCAAACCACAAUACAUGCAUUAAUAUUCUCUGCAGAAUAAGGAUUAGAUUACAUUAAAUCCAUGAAACAUUAACACAAAAUCCUGUAUAUAAUGUUAUAACACAAAUGUUCCUUAUUUUCUCUUCAGCAGCUACCCUCUGAUUGAUAAUCCUAAGUAUCUUCCCAGAGCUCCCAGUAAAUUGGUGUAUAUAAACAUGAGAAAAGUGGUAGUUUGAGGGUGUGAAGAGAGCAUUUUGCACACAGUGCAUCCAUAAAUGGAAGCAGCUGCUCUCAAUCCAAUAUCAGAACAGCGGAGAACCAGGUUCCACUAAGACAAGGAUACAAAUUACAUUUGUCAGUUAUGGGGGCUGCAAAGGGCCAUGCAACCAGUAUGAACUGUUAUGAAACAUCAUCACAGUUACUAUUAAUACAGUUAUAUUUUCAAAUGCAUCAAAGUAACUACAUAUAUGAAUUGCAUGUGGUAAUGCGUACUCUUUAGAGUAAAAUAAUAAAUUACAUAUAACAUAAAGUGACUUAAAUAUAACAUACUAACCUAGCACUGCAAAUUCAGCAUGCCCACUGCAACAUGUGAUCUCACGCAGUCACAUGUAAGCACUCAGACAGGCCUUCCCACACUGGCUUACACUCUGCUGGAGUUUCAUGACUGUAGUCUCGUCCUUUUGGUGGUGCAGUAAUAAAGGCUUCCUGCCCUUUGUUCCUCUAAAUGCUAUGAACAGACGAGACCUGCUUUAUACAUUUGAUCAUUCUUCCUUUAUUCUAGCCCUAACUUUCCAUCACUUUAUUUUUUUUUGUUAAUGUCAUUUGAUGAAUAGACCCCUUUGUUCCAAUUAAAGGAAGCAAAAUUUUAAAUGUUUUUUUUCCCCCAAAUGAGUCAUGAGACCAUGCUUUGGGACAUGUUCAUACCGGUCACAUGAGCUGCGGGAUCUUCGCUACAUUGGAAAGCAGGAGGGAGUGAGGUAGUGGCUCAGGGAUAGAGGACAUGGUGGAGGAUUAGCGGUGGAGGAUCUGGGACAUGGGACUGGCGUGUGUCCGGGAGAGUUGCUGUAGCUGCUGGAGAGAGACAGCAAGAGGCGUUGAGGACAAGAAACAGCCGUCAGCGGAGAAGCAGGCAGAGGUGUCACUGAAGCUACCCGAGCUCAAUGACCCGGCAGAUGCUCCCUACUCCCCAGAAGCCCAGCCACACUGGUUCCACACACUGCAAGUCCGCCGCCUUCGGGUUCAAAGGUCACGAAGUAACAGUGACCCCAUGGGAGGCAAAAAUUUUGAAAAUGAAUUCCAGUGGAAAACUGGUCUCCAGUUUGGUACAGCCACAUCCUACUUGAAUUUGGAGAAGCUGGGGGAGGGAAGUUAUGCCACAGUGUACAAGGGAAUAAGCCGGAUAAACGGCCACCUGGUGGCUUUGAAGGUCAUACGCAUGAAAACAGAGGAGGGGAUCCCCUUCACAGCCAUCCGAGAAGCCUCUCUGCUGAAGGGCCUGAAACAUGCCAACAUCGUCCUUCUGCAUGACAUCAUUCACACACGAGAGUCACUCACCUUUGUCUUUGAAUAUGUGCAAACAGACCUAGCCCAGUACAUGACUCAACACCCAGGGGGACUGCACUCCUACAAUGUGAGGAUCUUCAUGUUCCAGCUACUCCGAGGUCUCUCCUAUAUCCACGGGCGUAGGAUCCUUCACCGGGACCUCAAACCUCAAAAUCUUCUCAUCAGCUAUUUGGGAGAGUUGAAGCUGGCAGACUUCGGUCUGGCCCGUUCCAAGUCCAUUCCCAGCCAGACCUACUCCUCUGAAGUGGUGACACUGUGGUACAGACCCCCAGAUGUUUUGAUGGGCUCCACUGAUUACUCCACAGCUCUGGACAUCUGGGGUGCUGGCUGCAUUUUUAUUGAGAUGCUCCAGGGGGCACCAGCGUUCCCGGGGGUAGCAGAUGCUUUUGAGCAGCUGCAGAAGAUCUGGGCAGUGCUGGGCGUUCCAACAGAGGAAACCUGGCCUGGGGUCAAUGAGCUGCCCAAUCACAAACCAGAGUGGUUCCUCCCUUGUGAGCCGCGGCAAUUCCGGAAUGUUUGGAAAAGGCUGGGACAGCUGCCCUACAAGACGGAGGACUUGGCCCAGCUACUGCUAAGGCCUGCCCCUCGAGACCGGAUCCCUGCCCAUGAUGCCUUGCUACAUCCCUACUUUAACACCCUGCCGCCACCUCUGAUGCACCUCAGAGACACGGUGUCCAUCUUCAAGGUCCCCGGGGUUCGACUGGAGGCGGAGGCCAGGGAUAUCUUCAGUCCUGGAGGGAGGAUAAAGCCCUCUCACACCCCCCUCACCAAGUGCUGGUGAUCAGCCUCUGGCAUUUGUGUGGCCACCCGAGACCCCUGGACAUCAGCCCUCGUGGGAAGGACCACAACACACACCUCACCAGCAUUCGGCCCUGUUUGUGCUUAUCCCUGCACCUCCCCCAAAUAUUCCAUGUGCAAGAAGACCUCAUGAACAGAAAGUGGCAGUGUGGUGCUGAGGCUGGUGGGGGGGGGGCUCCUUGCGGUCCCCCUUGCAGACAUCCCAACAUAAGGAUAUUGAUUUCAGGGAGGCAGAUGAGGGGCAUCCGGAAGGGUGGGGCUGCCAGCCAAUUCUUGGCUGGUAUUACAGUAGUACCAGGGGGGUAAAAUUUGCCGACCGGGACUAGAGGAUGGUGAUAAAAUUUGGGAUGAUGUUAUUGGCGGCUAAUUUCACCACCAACGACAGAUUUGCUGGAUAUUGCACAUCAUUUGCGGGUGUCGGGGAGCAGUUGUCAAUUUGCGAGAGACUCUGGGACCUUCCAGAAGGGGUGGGAUGUCUGCCCUUUGCCCCAAAGCUGAUGGCCCACCAUUGCACCCGAGAGGUGUGAGCCAGUACAGGCAGGCUAAGACCUGCAAAUUAUCCAGGGGUAGCUUCCUGUUUCCAAAACGGUUUCUAAAAUUUUUAGAACAUCAGGCUUUAGUUGUGUGUCCAUUUUAGUGUGUUUGAGAGAAGAAAGACAGGUGAUGAGUGGAGAGAUUUUUAAAUGUUAUUUUGCGGUUUAUACAGCUCCAUUGUAAAAUGAAGCCAUAAAUAAUAUAUGUGAAGAAAUCUCUCAUAUGACAAUGUGUUUUAUUUUGCAAAAUGUAUAAGAAAAAUAAUAGCUACAUGAGUAAUAUGAACAGUUGUAUAUUUAUAUAUUGAGUUCUGUAUAUCCAUAUAUAAGAAGUACUGAAAUUAUAGUACAUUGACCAACACUACAUAAGUGAACCUAAGCUUCCCAAAUGUUUGCUGAUUCCUACAUGGGGAAAACAGACAGUCUUGGCUGUUACUGUGUUUUCUCCAUGAGGCCAAAUGGUCUUUAUGCUGGUGCUUAUUGAGAAGAAAGUGCAUGUGCAUCUAGCCAUGGAAACCUUGUCAUGAAGCUUUGCAUCUUGGGCUACCACGCAACACAAAGGCGAAUGGUAAAAGGCCUCUGGGACUGGUGUAUGCUGGGAUGGUGAUGACCUGUCUGUGUAUAGUCAAGCUGUGUAUUAUUUUGAAUGCUAAUAGAACAAUUAUUGGCAUCGUGGUAGUGGGAGGGGUUAAAUCUGCCGGACCUUCUAGAGACAUUUUGAGUUGCCAGUGGUCUGCCCUCCUCCGCCCCCCAAUAUGCACUCAUGUAUUUUGAAUACAGUAAUUGGUUCCAUGCAACUUUCUGUGUAAGAUUAAGAGGAGUGAAUGUAUAGGACUGGAUUGGUCACGACUAAACUGGUCCACAAUGACAAAAUAUCUUACAAACCAAAGGAUUUUGUUUGGUGAAUUACAAAUCUUGUUCCUGUAAUUUGGAAGGUGCCUGAGUUUAACGGUUUUCCCCUAUGAAUGCAUGGACAUCAGUACACCCAAGUGACCAGCUGUUUCCAGGAGAGUAAACUGCCGUGGGCCAUGGAAACCACAGGUCUUUUUGGUCUAGUGCAAAGUGCCAUGGACAUCUUAGCACAAAUGGAGUAUUUUAGGAAGCUGGAGAGAAUCCCUCACGCAAUACCAGGGCACAGUAUUCUACACAGACCAGAAAGCGGUUUAGGGUGGCUAACCAUGAUUCAUAUAAUCAAAAUAUUCAUCCUUUGAAAGCAGAAGACUCUCCUAAUGAGUAAGAAACAUACUUUGGUGUGUUUCUGUUUUAGUUCAAAAUGAAUUACAGUAUGACUAGCGACAUGAAUUACAGCAGUGUUAAUAAAGAUGUACAUGUUUUUCUUGGUAUCUUCAUGUAUUUAAAUGAUAGUGGAUUCUCCGCUUACAGUGCACUAAGACUGGAAAAUGCCCUUUUGUGUGUGUGGGCAUCAGGGCAGGGCCAAAUGAAUUCUGAUUGUGUGUUGCUUUGAACCAAUGUUGACUAAUAAAAGAGUAUAAAUGA
This is a messenger RNA of Brienomyrus brachyistius, 6603 nucleotides long. RefSeq names its product cyclin-dependent kinase 15 (gene cdk15). The record is from RefSeq and is a predicted model, not a curated record. Bases 3246 to 4556 code for a protein of 436 amino acids. NCBI's taxonomy places the organism in Eukaryota, Metazoa, Chordata, Actinopteri, Osteoglossiformes, Mormyridae. Gene Ontology annotation, molecular function: cyclin-dependent protein serine/threonine kinase activity; ATP binding; cyclin binding. The transcript has 13 exons. Gene Ontology annotation, biological process: protein phosphorylation. Gene Ontology annotation, cellular component: nucleus; cytosol; cytoplasm.